ACAAGUUGCAAGCAAUAUAAUAGUGUAAGAUCCACACAAUUCAAAUCCAACCAACACACCACACCAACCCCUUGUUUUUUCUCUUUUCUUUUUAUUCCUUUUUUCUUACCCUCUCUCUCUCUCUCUCUCUCUCUCUCUGGUUAUUCUUGAUCAUCUCCAUUUUCCAACACCGAUCUCAACGACCCUUUUGCAUUUUCACACGUGGGUCAUCGUCAAAAUUUCAUCUUGGGGUGCCUGUCACCCUAUACAAUUUUGAAGAUUUGAUUCUGUUUUUGUGUGGUUUUUGGUUUGAUUUUUGUUGGGAUUUUUGGUGUUUCAAUGGGUUGUUUAGAUGAUGGUCGAUUCAAUGUUGAGCUUGAAAAUGGGAAGAACAAUGGGAAAGAUGGUUCUGCCAUUGAAGAUGCUGUCAAGGUUUUGUUGAUGGGUCUUGGUGAAGAUAUUAAUAGGGAAGGUAUUAGAAAGACACCACUUCGUGUUGCCAAAGCCCUUCGUGAUGGAACAAGAGGUUACAGGCAAAAGGUGAAGGACAUUGUUGAAGGUGCUUUAUUCCCUGAAGCUGGUUUAGAUAAUAGAGUUGGCCAUGCUGGUGGAGCAGGUGGACUUGUGAUUGUUAGAGAUAUUGACUUGUUUUCCUAUUGCGAGUCAUGCAUGCUUCCAUUCCAGGUCAAGUGUCAUGUCGGUUACGUUCCCUCCAGUGAAAGAGUUGUUGGUUUAAGCAAACUCUCCCGUGUUGCUGAUGUAUUUGCAAAGCGGCUUCAAGAGCCUCAGCGUCUUGCAAAUGAAGUUUGUUCUGCUCUGCAUCAUGGAAUAAAGCCAGAUGGUGUUGCCAUCAUACUUCAAUGUACACACAUCCACUUUCCAGACGUAGAAUCAGUCUUUCUCGACUCAAACCACCAAGGAUUGGUUAAGAUACUCGUUUCCGCUGGUUCUGGGGUUUUCGAAAACAAGAACGCAGACGAAUGGGCUGAUUUCUUUAGUCUCCUCAAAUUUAGAGGUAUCAGUAUGGAAAAAAUCAAUUUUAGAGGAUCAUCUGACAUGAGCUGGUGUUCUUCUCAAUCAGCCAAAAUUUCCUCCAAAGUCGGGCCUGUCAACCCUGCAAUGGUCACUGCAGCAGCUUCGAUUAUUAAAUCUUUGGGAGAAGAUCCACUGAGGAAGGAGCUUAGAGGGACUCCAACUAGAUUUGUGAAGUGGUUGAUGAAUUUUCAAAACUGCAACUUUGACAUGAAGUUGAAUGGUUUUCUCAAUGGUGGGAUAGCUUCUUUAGACACAAAUAAGGAGGUUGAAUUGAAUGACAAGAAAAUAUGUUCUGAGCUGAACUUAGCAUUUUGGUCACAAUGUGAGCACCAUUUACUUCCAUUUCAUGGUGUUGUUCACAUAGGUUACAUCCUAUCAGAUGGAUUUAGUCCUAUUGGAAAAUCUCUUUUACAAUCGAUAGUGCAUUUUUACGGUUUCAAGCUUCAAGUUCAGGAGAGGCUUACCAGACAGAUAGCUGAAACAAUUUCGCCGUUGAUAGGUGGCGAUGUGAUAGUAGUUGUAGAGGCUAGUCACACAUGUAUGAUUUCUAGGGGUAUUGAAAAGUUUGGAAGUAGUACUGCGACUAUUGCUGUUUUAGGACAGUUUUCAACUGACCUUACGACAAGGGCUUCCUUCUUGCAGGGUAUUCCAAGUCCUACAUCUUCAGAUCAAUGAUUCUUGUUUGAACUUGCUUGAAAUAAUUUAGCACUAGCUCCAAUUUUUGUUUGCAUUUUGAAGUUGCUCAAAUUUUGUUUCAGUUUACAUAGAAUUAAUAGCCAGAAAUUGUCUUUUAUAUGCUUCUUAUACCCUAAAUCCCUUGACAAAAGUUGGAUUUAUGUAUCUGCCAACUUUGGCAGUAAACUGUUGUGUAAGUUUACCCUAAAAGUUAUUCUUGAUGUUGAGUUUUGAAUUCUCAUUACUUUAUA
Medicago truncatula (barrel medic) is the source of this 1940-nucleotide messenger RNA. Its product is annotated as GTP cyclohydrolase 1. The record is from RefSeq and is a predicted model, not a curated record. Gene Ontology annotation, biological process: tetrahydrobiopterin biosynthetic process; tetrahydrofolate biosynthetic process. The transcript is spliced from 2 exons. Gene Ontology annotation, molecular function: GTP cyclohydrolase I activity; GTP binding; zinc ion binding. Gene Ontology annotation, cellular component: cytoplasm. The coding region runs from base 319 to 1689 and encodes 456 amino acids. Lineage: Eukaryota; Viridiplantae; Streptophyta; Magnoliopsida; Fabales; Fabaceae.